AAGAGUGAGACACGAAAUGUGAAGCACAUCAAGCUGCUGCUCAGCGAAACCUUUCGAAGGAACGAGCAGUGGAUUCGUACUCUACCGGAUUCUCAGGUUCAUCCAAUCCUUGAGAAAAUACCUUGCUAUGAAGAUGGUGCAAUGGUGAUGCAUGAUUUUCAACUCCUCCUUGGUGAGACAAAGUUUCAGGCCAUCCAAGACAACAUCAUCGUCUUCAUGGAUGCAGUAGAGAAAAUUAUGGAAUCGAAAACAGAGGAGGCCGAGCCAGAGAGGAUGAUCCCUAUAAUUUCUUACGUGGAAAAGGCAACAGCCUUUGAGAAGGGGAAGGGAAGAAAGACUAGGUCGAUCAUCACCAUGAAAGAGGACAUACCAGAUGGUGACAUCAAAAAGGAACUCCACACCCCAAGAAAUGAGCCACCGAAGCUGGUAAUCUUCACAUCAAACAACAAGCUGCAAGCAUCUUUUGUUGUAGCUGAUGGAGUCAGUAUUAUGAGUGAGAAGGGUUCUACUGCCACUGCUGCAAUCCUCUUACUCAUUGGAGUGUACUACCUAUUCGACCUGGAGUACCCAAAGACUUAUUCUCAGCUCCUUGGAACACUCCAGAACCAUGUUGUUAAGGGUGUGCCCUAUGAUGGCCAAAAGAGUGCCAAAUUCAGAAUGUUCCAAACGGCUUUGCAAAGAAAAUUAAAAGCUGUUGCUGAAAAUUAAAAGCAGUUGCAGUAGAACCCUUCUCACCUUAUUUUGUCCAUUACACAACAUGCUGCUUAAACUCAUUAGGCCAAGAAGAAAAAAACAUGUUUUCUGUUACAACACAAAUAUUUAGGGUACUAUAUCUCUUUUCCCCUAA
This is a messenger RNA of Patiria miniata (bat star), 847 nucleotides long. RefSeq lists its product as uncharacterized. NCBI's taxonomy places the organism in Eukaryota, Metazoa, Echinodermata, Asteroidea, Valvatida, Asterinidae. The record is from RefSeq and is a predicted model, not a curated record. The transcript is spliced from 4 exons. Bases 142 to 708 code for a protein of 188 amino acids.